Pichia kudriavzevii is the source of this 732-nucleotide messenger RNA. RefSeq lists its product as uncharacterized. Gene Ontology annotation, cellular component: nucleus. NCBI's taxonomy places the organism in Eukaryota, Fungi, Ascomycota, Pichiomycetes, Pichiales, Pichiaceae. Gene Ontology annotation, molecular function: RNA cap trimethylguanosine synthase activity. Bases 1 to 732 code for a protein of 243 amino acids. The record is from RefSeq and is a predicted model, not a curated record. The transcript has a single exon. Gene Ontology annotation, biological process: 7-methylguanosine cap hypermethylation; 7-methylguanosine RNA capping.
AUGGAUGAGAUCCUAAUGGGGAAGCAGCAAUUACAGGGUGAAAUGAGAAAGUAUUGGAGACAGCGCCAUAAUCUUUUCACCAAAUACGACAAUGGAUGUCUAAUGACGAGGGAACUGUGGUUCAGUGUUACCCCUGAAUUGAUCUCUGAGAGAAUGGCUGAGAUAAUCCAGCAAGAAUAUGACCUUGAACUAGGAGAAAAUACAAGUGUAUUGGAUAUGUUCUGUGGAGGUGGAGGUGAUAGUAUAUCUUUCCUUAAAAGGGGCUGGCGUGUAUUAGCCUGUGAUAACAACGAGACGCAUCUUAAUUGCACCAGACACAAUGCACAAAUUUACGGAGUGGAUCGUCAUUUAGAGACUUUUCUUGUUGAUUGGACAGGAAGCGAAUCUGCAGAGUACAAGUUGUUCCACAGUAUGAUUUCCAUCAAGAAGGUUGAUUUUGUGUUUGGGUCUCCGCCGUGGGGGGGUCCCACGUACAAGAACAACACGACCUUCUCUGCAGAGAGAGACCUCCUUCCCUUCCCUCUACACAAGCUGUUGCAGCUCUCCCUCGAGUUCUCCAAUAAGGUUGCCCUCUUUCUCCCACGUAAUAUUGCAGUCAAUGAACUUGUCUCUGUUAGUGAAGACAUCUUCCCCGGAGCCGAGGUGGAUCUACGUGUUGUGCAUCUCUCACUGUCCGGCUAUAGCAAGGGUGUGCUGGCUCUUUGGACAGUACAUGGUGGUGUAAAUGUAUAG